Phlebotomus argentipes is the source of this 5248-nucleotide messenger RNA. Its product is annotated as ATP-binding cassette sub-family G member 1-like. The transcript is spliced from 3 exons. Gene Ontology annotation, molecular function: ATP binding; ATP hydrolysis activity; ABC-type transporter activity. The record is from RefSeq and is a predicted model, not a curated record. Gene Ontology annotation, cellular component: plasma membrane. Bases 6 to 1769 code for a protein of 587 amino acids. Lineage: Eukaryota; Metazoa; Arthropoda; Insecta; Diptera; Psychodidae.
UGUCCAUGAUGGAUGAGGAGACGGUGGAUCUCAGUGUGAAUUUCUCCAACAUCCGCCAUGCCGUGACCGUGCGUGAGUGGAAGUCGGGCUUCUGUCGGGCGCGCAAGAAGGUGAUCCUCAAUGGCGUGAGCGGGAGCUUCAGGAGUGGCGAACUGGUGAUGGUGAUGGGAGUUUCUGGUGCUGGCAAGACGUCGCUGCUCAACAUACUGGCUGGGGCGCAGAAGGGCUUUUCGGGCGAUGUUUCUGUGAUAGACAAGGGACAGAGGGCGAGGAAUGUGAAUUCCGUGUACAUUCUGCAAGAUUCCCUGGUGGCGGAAUUCUUGACCGUCAACGAGGCGAUGAUUUUCGCGUCGCGUUUCAAGAUCGGCAGGAGCAGGAAGGCGGAAGAUUUGCAGGAGUUGAUUGACAGAAUUCUGGUGUCGCUGAGUCUGUACGAGUUGAGGAACGACAGGAGCACCGGCUUGUCCGGAGGGGAGAAGAAGCGCCUGACGAUAGCGCUAGAGAUGAUCAGGGAUCCCACCGUGAUGUUCUUCGACGAACCCACCAGCGGCCUGGACUACUCCACGUCGAUCCAGUGCAUGAAAGUGCUGAAGAAGUUGGCCAAGGACGGCCGAGUCAUUAUAGCCACUGUGCACCAGCCAACGCCGCUCGUUCUGCAAGAGUGCGAUCAGCUGUACGUCUUGGCGGCCGGGAAAUGCAUCUACAACGGACGGUAUGACGCGAUUGUGCAGCAUCUCAGGGCGUCGUUCGACAUUGUGUGCCCGCAGACGUACAACCCGGCAGAGUUCCUGCUGGAAAUCGCCUCGGACGCCUAUGAGAACGACUGGCGCGAUCGAUUGCUGACCGCGAGCGAGUCCCCGAACGGCGAGGCUGUCGACGGACUGCUGCAGGACAUCAAGCUGCGAUACGACUUGCCGUACGGCGCCACUUUCUUCAGACAGCUGGCCGUGCUGGUGAGGAGACGAGCUCUCAUCACGCAUCGCGACAUCUCGCUGAUUGGCCUGCGGAGUGCCAUCCACAUCCUCUGCAUCGCCAUCGUCUGCAUCCUCUAUCACGGCAUCGGACGCAAGGCGGAAGAUGUCCUCAACAACAUGCGCUACAUCCUCAACACACUCAGUUACUUCUCCUUUGUGUCGCACUCGGCCAACUGCUCAGUCAUACCACGAGAAAUUCCGAUAGUCAAGAGGGAGCACUUCAAUGGAUGGUACUCCAUUCUGCCCUACUAUCUCUCCCUCGUCAUUGUGGACCUGCCGCUCCACUUGAUGGCCGCCACUCUGUACGCCAUUGUCACCUUCUGGGUCACCGGCCAGGACAUGGAGAUCCAGCGGCUGGCCGUGUUCGUCGCUGGCUGCAACGGGCUGGCCAUCGUCGGCCACUGCAUCGGCUACACCACGGGAUUCAUAUUUAAUGUCCAGAACGCAUCUAUUUUGGGCCAGACUUACAUGGUAGCCUUCUUCGUGUCCUCUGGCUACUUCAUCACUCGCCGCGAUGCGCCUUCCUACCUUCAGUGGCUCUUCGACAUCUCCUUCAUGCGCCACGGCUACAACUCACUCGUUGUCUCGAUCUACGGGUUCAACAGGACCAGGAUCGAUUGCGACGAGAUGUAUUGCCAGUACACGGUUCCCAAGAAGAUCCUGCAGGCCGUGGACGUGGAGGACUCGGGCGGCUGGCCGAACAUCCUGAAUCUGCUCUAUUUGACGCUGGUCUUCCUCGUGCUGGGCUACUUCGUGGCUCGGCGGCGGAUUCUCAACGUCACGACGAGGAAGUAGAUAUUAGAGACAGAGAGAGAAACAGAGAUGUGCAACAAAUGCCGAAGUUCUGGGCGCGCAAGAAGUCCGCAGGACGAUUGAGUGUGGAUUGGGCGCUGUCGUGGAAAUCAUUAAUUCAAUGGGGUGCGGCGCCCUUUUUGCUGGCUCGUUUGCGAUGAAAGGCGCUGGGGUGGAGAGAGAGGGGCUGAUGAAAUGGAGACGCCUGGUAAAUUGUUGUCUCCUUUGUCAAGUGGAUUCCAAUUCAGACAUUUUCUUUCUUCUCCGCAAGACUCAUUUUUCACACCCGCAGCCACAGAACAAAUCCUCCUGAAUUACACAUUUCGAGGGGUUUUUGAGGGUGAGUUCUUGUGUGUUUUGUAUAAUUUAACAACCCAAACCAUUCUGUGCCAUGCAUUCAAAAUGUUGUCUUGCUUCUGUUUCUCUGGCUUAUAAAAAAUUCACGGACACUUUUCACACACUCUUGAAUCCACGAGAUAAUUCCAUAAAUUCCCCACCGCGAAUGGCCGAAUUGGCUAUCGUGCAUUCCGUAUUCAUGUCCUCGCGUCUGCAACUGACACUCUUUGCUGUCCUUUGUGCGCUUCGGGCAGAGCCAAAAAGUGGCUGUUGCACUUCGCAGUGCACUUCUUCCCCUCAAGUGCCACCCUGUGGCAUUUGCAUUCGCCACUUCACACCAAAAUGCACGACGUCCGACGUUUUCCUUUGCGAGACAGCAAUAAAAUUACAAAUGCCAACAAAUUGAAGAAAGAGAUCCAGUGAAAACGGAAUAGUUUUUAGUUAAUAUGAGAAGAAUUGCGUCCUUUCAUUGAGAUUAAAUCUACAAAAAGAACUCAUUUCGUGCUAAUGACGCGAUCAAUUAACCCUUUGACGACAAAUUGGUCAUUGCGUUACCCAUAAAUUGGAUAAUUUUUAAUCACAUUUCAAUCUACUUUUUCAUACGUUUAAUACAUUAUCUUCAAGCACAUGUUUCACUACUUAAUAUUGUGAUAUUAUCUUAGCUGUAUUUGCGUGACUAAAGUAUUCUUAAAGUAAUAAUGAAGGCAAGAAGUGUUAAUUUUGUGGAGGUCAAAAUAUCUAUUUUCUUGAAAAUCAUCAUGGUUUUUAGUCAAAUACAAACAACUCGCUCGAGCAAGAGUUUUCUAUAAUUGUUCUCUUGUAAACUUGCACUCGUUAAAGGGUUAAUUAAUUUUAAGUUUUCCCAAAAAUCCACAUUUUUUUAUGUAAAUUGCUUUUUAAGGUUUACUUUAGUUUUCCCAAUAAUAAACAAACCAUUUUUUAUCACAUUUUAUAGCAUUUAAGGGAUUUGAGGAAAUUGCAGACGACAUUGUGGGACCGUUGUUUUCCACGGACAGUCUUCCGUUUCUUUUCCUUGCUCUAGUUGCAUAAAGGUGUUUCCGCGAGGCAUUUUGUCUGAAAUUGAUUAAAUAAUCGUGUGAUGAGAAUUAAAUCAUAGAAAUAGACCUUAAAAGAGAUUCUUACCCGAAUUUUAUCACACAAACCAAACAACGCGAUGAAUCUGGUAACAAUUCUCACUGCAAGUGUUGCAGAUAAUUAAUCUUCAGUUAAUAUAUUUAAAGCAAUAAUCUAAAGAUCUCUUUGAAGUAUCAUAGUUUUGCGUGAAGAAUCUCACUGCUGGAGCUCCAUUUGAAUGGCUGGCAGGCGGAAAAGUGGAGCCCGGAUCAAGCUGUAUUGCUUCCAUUUGGAGAAAAGAUGCCAGGGAAAAGUUUCAUUGCCUCUGCGGUGUAAUUUACGUUGGUUUUAGUUGCCUUGCCAUGGGUGUAAAGAACAUCAUAAUUAAGUAAUUCCCUGUGGAAUAAUAUUUUUCUGCUCCCCAGCAGCGCGGGGUGGCGCAGCUCAACCGCUUUAUGGCUCCAACGUGGAGAGAAGUUUGCCUAGGCCGAGCGGGGGAGAAAUACCAUAAAUAAUUGUUAGCUCUUGGCUACCUCGCAAACGCCAAAUGAUAUUUUUCUCUGGGCAAAUUUGCAUUUCACUCCCCAUAAUGGACCUCCUGAUAAGAUAAUGAAGAAAUGAAAAUGCAAUUUGCACAAUUUUUUUGCCGCCGCCGCCGUUCGGCAUUCGCUGUUGAUUCGACAUGGCGGAAUUAUGUAAAGUUGUGUUAUGAAAUAAUUACUUGCAAAUACUGGGCGAAUGUUAAUUAAUGGGCAUUUUAAUGGACAGAUUAUAUCAGCGAAUUGCAAUGAAAUUUGAACUUUAUCGCCCGGCCGCCGGCCAAAUGAAUCCUCUCGCGGCGAUAUCAGUAUAGAUAAUUAAUUUGCGCGAUAGCAACUCGCAAAUGCGUUGCAAUCAUUAUUGGGAGAUUUAUCAUAUAGUUUUCACAUUAGGAGAUCCACUUUAUUUGGCGCUUGUUUUUCACCCAUGGCGACCAUUUGGGAAAGCAUCGGCGUCGCGCGGAAAAUGAUAAAUUCGCAAGGUUAAUUUGGUGCACUUUCAGUAUUGUGGCACUGUAAAAUUCCCAAAAAUCCUGCGAGACAAUUAAUCACGCUGUGCGCUAUUAUUUAAGCAGAACUUGUGAACACAAUUAAUCACGAUGAUAUCUUGAAGUCAUUUGUUCCACUUUGUGUUGCUGUAUCUCUGCAUUCACCGCAAAAAGCAAUAUAAUAUUUCUCAAAUGGGGUUUCAAGAGUUUCGCUCUCUCAAGCAUUUCCCUACGAAUUGCAAAGCGCACCCGAAAACUUUAAUGUACACAACAUUUCUAUUGACUCUAAUUAAAUUUGCCAACGAAGGGUGGCCUCGAGUGUUGGUGGAAAAAUUCUUGCUCUUUCCUAUAAAUUGCAAAUUCUUUCCACUACAGCGAGUGCACGAGAGAGAAAGAGGCGAAUAUUCGAGCGGACGUCUAUUGUGCCAAAAACUCUCAGUAAUUUGAUGAAGUCGUGGCAAGAAAAACAUAUCAAUUCCUUGGGGUGUAAUAAAUUUCAAAUAUGCAAUCCAAUUACUUUCCCCUUCGGAUUUCCUCUCCUUUUGCAGCCUCCGGGCCAGAGCAGCGUCCCUCAAUCCCAAUUUAAACGGUCUCGCAUGACAGAACGCAUCGCGUCCGCCGACGAGCGCAAGGAGUUCACGCGCACGGAAAACCACCUCGCAGACUCACCGGGGAGGAAGUUGUGGGUGAAACUAUAAUGGAUAAAAUAUGGAAAAUAAUCGACAAUAACAAUAUUUUCCUGCGACAUCAACGACAAUCCCCCGCAAUUGUCUGCCUCCCUUCGGCCCGAUGUUGUGCAAAAUGGAAACUGUCGAACACGCUGACAUUUAUGUUUUACUCCAGUUCGACUCUUGUCCUGAUAUAUGCACCCCUCAAUUGGAGCCGCGCCCCCGCACACGCUCCGCAGCUGAAGCCGUGCAGGAAUUCAUGGUGAGCCCAAGAUUGAGAAUCGUAUUUUUUCUCCCCCGAAAGCUUGUUGUGCUAUUCGUUAUCCUUUUGCAAUUCCAAUGAUACAUUUAAAUAAAUAUGUAGGAAAGCUACAGAG